Molecule: messenger RNA, 2298 nt
Organism: Dimorphilus gyrociliatus
Lineage: Eukaryota; Metazoa; Annelida; Polychaeta; Dinophilidae
Source: the annotation of a GenBank genome assembly
AUUUCCAUUUCCGAUACAAAUAUUUUUUUUGGAAGGCACCCUCUUCUUCUUUUGUAAGUCUUUUAUUCACAAAACCAUCUAUAAUUCAUUUGCUAAUUUGCUUUAAAGUUAAUCUGCAAUUUAUUCAAUCUUUAUUUUAUACUAUUAACCACUUUAUAAACUUUAAAUGCUUCUUUCAAGGUUGCGUAAGACUGUAAAAAGAUUGUCAUGGAGGGGGAAAAAAAUGACAUUAAAGAAUCAACAGUUGACGAUAAAGAUGCAAUUAAAACUCAAAACAAAUGCGACUCUUCAAAGCACAGAUUGCAAAAGGGAAAGGUCAUUUUUCAAUCUAUGAUAAUUGAUAGAGUAGUUCACAGAAGAGCCUGUAGAAAGAUAGGGUGUUACCAAAUAGUACUGGGAUGCAUUAUGGUAUUCUGUAACUUUUUAGGUGUGGUUUUACCAAAGCGGGCUGAGCUAAAGACAGCAUGCUAUCUUUCUGGUGGAUUCAUUUGUGGCCUUUCAGCAAUAGGAGCUGGAAUAAUAGGCAUAUAUGCUUCCAAGAAAGAUAACAAUAAAUAUCAGCUUACGGGGUGCCUUCUUGUGUCUAUACUAGCAUUGGUAUCUGCCGUAUAUGUAAUUGCAUUAGGGAUUUUUGGAUUGAGAACAUGCUACAAAUUAGGAAUUGACGAAUUGGACAUCUUUAUAUUAAUUUAUAUAGUUUUUGAAGUUACUGGUAUUAGUGAAGUGAUUUUCUCUUCUAUACAAUGUCAUAUUUGCUUAGGUGGUGAAUUCUCUUGCAUAGACCUCAAAUCGCCUCCAAAACCUAUAUAUGUCGAAACGACAGCAAUCUAUCCUCCUUGUCCAGCAGCAUAUGGCAUAGAAUUGCCCUGUGCUCCACACCGGAGGUUGGAUAUGUCAAUUAACGAUUACGAAGAGAGAUUACCGCCUAAAAAUAUGGAAUCCAAUAGCUUUAUUGAUUAUAGAGAUCUAAGUAUAUCAAUGCUUAUUCCUCUUAUUUUGUCAGCCACUUCUUUCUUCGUAAGUCUUAUAAUUGACUUAAUUCUAAUCAUUCACUAUUGCUUUGGAGAGAAGGAAUAUGCUGACGCUACAGCUGUCUUUCUGAUUUUCUCACUACUUCUCCUCUGCAUAGUAACCUUAUAUAUAUAUGUAUCCGACGAUUGCGGCUGGACUGAGAAGAGAACAUAUUUUGUUGAAUUAAACUUGGGAAAGAAAUAUGUUCCCAACCUUAAAAUUACAAUAUUGAGAUAUGUAUUUACAGUAUUGCAAUUGGGCGUGGUAGUCAGAUUUGUGGAGAUUUUGAUGCUAUGCCAUAGAUACAGUAAAAGUAAAGAUACUCGAAAGAAGGCUAUUCUCAGAAAGUUAAUUUGUUAUGAGAACUUUAGAGCUCGUCAAGCUGAUUUAAUCAAGGUUUAUACGGAAUCAACAUCGCAGGCCAUAAUACAAACUUCAAUUCAUGAAGGAAACUUUAAUGGUUUGAGAAUGCUCUCGCUUACCUGGUCAAUAUGCUGUAUUUCUUUUACAAUGAUAGAUUAUUUCGGAUCAAUUAAGACUGAAAAUAUUAGCGAAAAACUACCAAAAUGGAGGGGGGAAUGCUUAAGUAUUCUACCUGGAACUAUAAUUCAGUAUUUCUCCUAUUUGGCCUCUUUAUCAAGUAGGUGUAUAGCAAUUGGAAUGUUAGCUACCGCUUUUGGUUUACCGUGGGCUCUAAUUGGUCUUGCACUUCACAUGUUAAUCGUGUCAAUUCUCUUCGUUGGAUGGAGAAAUGUAAAUUUUCUAACAAUUGAACCUCAUGCACUUAUGGGAUGGUAUAGAAGUGGACUUCAUCCUAGUGUCUAUCCGAAAAAGCGUCUAUCUAUAAAUGUUUUACCAUUGAUACCAACUUGCCUAAGAUCUAAGGAUGAAAUUGAUGGUGAAGUUACUCAAUCAACAAACGAAGAAGCGGAAACAUCUUGCUAUAAAAGAAAAGAUGAUUCGCAUUGUCUACCAACAAUUGACGAAGUGUGUGAAAUUGAACCAUCUGCCUCUUCUUCUAUUCUUAUCGUAGAAGCCGAAGUUAGUCAAAACGAGCCUGCGUAUAGUACUUUCAGUGAAGAUUCUUAUAGCGAAUUCGAGGAUACUGCAACUAGUAAGAAAGCUAUUGAUCAGGAGCAGUCUUUCGUAUGUGGAAAAAAUACAGGACAAGAUGAAGCUGAAUAUGUUAACUAUACAGAUUGCGAAUUAGAUGGAGCCAGUCCUUAUAAAAUUAACGAACCGAAUACAAAUUCUGGUGGUAAGUCUAAAGAAAAUUCUAAUAAUUGA